This is a messenger RNA of Hypanus sabinus (Atlantic stingray), 1976 nucleotides long. It is a transcript of the gene gp1bb, whose product is annotated as glycoprotein Ib platelet subunit beta. Lineage: Eukaryota; Metazoa; Chordata; Chondrichthyes; Myliobatiformes; Dasyatidae. The record is from RefSeq and is a predicted model, not a curated record. Bases 349 to 903 code for a protein of 184 amino acids. The transcript has 3 exons.
UGGUGACUUUGUGCCGUCGAACACGAUACAGGGUGGGGCUGUAAAGCAACGAGCUGUUUACGGCUACUUCGGUCGCUUUAUCAACCAGAGCAGAGUGUCCUCUCUGUGAUCGACGUGACUUUCUAACUAGCUCACUCAAAACCAAAAGGGAAGAGAGUUUUUGAAUCAUUUGAAAUAUGUACACAUGUACCGGUGUUUAAUCUCGUUUUCAUUUAGCCGUUGUAAAACAGAUUUUUCAGGAGGACGCGAGGAAAGACACUGAAAGCCUUCCGUUCCCUGGUUUUCUACGUGUUUGCCCGCAUGUCAGUGUAAAGAGGAGGUCCCAAACAGAGUCUCCAAGUUAUUACGAUGAGAUGGCAAGAAACGGUCCUUGUAUUUCUUUCCAUGCUUCCGGUACCGGUUUUCCAGUGCCCGGAAAUGUGCAGCUGCUUCGGGACGUUUGUGGACUGCAGCGGCCAGGAACUGGAUAUCAGCACGAUUCCCAAGCACUUUCUGGGCACCAUCACCGAAAUCAAACUGAGCAACAACAAGCUCUCUGCCAUCCCCAACGGCCUCUUCGACUCUCUGCUUCACCUCAGGUCUGUGUCGUUGGACAAUAACCCAUGGGCUUGCAAUUGUGAUAUUUUAUACUUGAGAUCUUGGCUUCUUAAACAAGAAGAUCGUUCCCAGUAUAAGCAUUUAACAUGUUCCUCGCCAGCUGAGCUUCAGAACAGGCGGAUAUUGUAUCUAACCGAGGAUGAAGUCAUCUCCGCGUGCAAUGACUGGUACUGUGACGUUGUUCUGAUAUGUCAGAUCGCACUGUUCAUCUUCAUCGUCAUCCAAGCCAUUCUUCUGAUAUUUGUUAUUAUCUAUCUGAGGAGAUUUGAGACUCUUUCGGAAGAAGCUAUUCGAUCGACAAAAUAAAACCCUGUCCAUUCGGGCUAGCAUUGACCAUUUAUCUGAUGCCCACUCAUGUUCCAGUAUUUGAUGGAACUCCCGCACGUUCCCUGUCUGUGUUCUUCAAUAGCGCCACGAAAAAAGUAGACUCUUGUUUUAUUCCGCUGAUGCUGAAAUACCGCGUUGCCAUUCUACAAUAUUCCGCGUUGCUAUCCUUUGAUCUCUUUCCAGGAAACUCCUGCGGAAAUUUUAAACGUAUGUCGGCAUAGAUAUUAGAGCCUGGAAUUGUGGCAGUCUCUGGUGUUGUCAUUGAAAAUUUUUAAUUGAUUGAUAUUGAGAAAAGUUUCCCUGUAAAAUUAUGUAAUCCUCACAAAAUAUUUAGGACUACUUUCUUUCAAUCACUCCAUGGUUAAGGAGGGGUUGAGCAGAAAUCGGGACGAUUGGUACAAAAUGCAUCAAGAUACAGUUUUGAAAUUACAAAUGGUCAAUCUGCACAAGAAAGAAUUGUCGAUGACUCUCUAAGCAACGCUCUAUUGUGGGAAUGAAUGUUAUUGACAAAACUGCUAAAGCAAUGUUAAAGAAUAACAUUUUCUGUCGAAGCAGAUUUAAUACUGAUAUUUCUUAAGGCUAUGUUAAUUCUGCAGAUUGAAGUUUAUCUACAGUAUCGAAAUAUACACUGUAAUCUUGGACAACUCUUACUUUUCUGUGUUUAAGUCAAUCUCAAUACAGAAAUCACGAUGUAAGAAGAAAAUGCUGUAAAUUCUCAGUAGGCCUGGAAAGAUCUAUGGAGAGUAACCGAAGUUUGAUUGAAGUAAUGGACUUGACCAGUUAUCCCUCUUUCGCUCUUCAGGUGUUACCUGGCCCAUAGAAUGUUUGUAACUUUUGUUUUAGUUCAGAUAUCCAACAUCUGAAUUAUUUUGAUUUUGUACUUAAACAUGAAAUUGUACAUCUAUUGACCUAGAUUCAAUUAUUCAAGAUCAAUACAUCAUUUUGUAAUAACUGUAUCAUUUAAUAUGGAAAUACUGUAGCCUGAGGAAAUUGAUUAAGGUUGUUUUAAAUUUACCAUGAAAGUGAGAUACCAGUAAACUGAACAUUAUACA